AUGAACUCAGCAAAGAAUCGCAAGUAUAAUGAUGGUUAUAUCAAAUAUGCGUUUAUUUGUAACCGUAAAGAUAAUGUCAAACAUCCUCAGUAUGUAAUUUGCUGUGAAGUAUUAAGCAAUGAUGAAAUGAGGCCUAAUUGUCUUGAAAGGCAUUUGUCAUCCAAGCAUAACUCUUUUAAGGAAAAACCAAAGGAAUUUUUUACUACAAAAUCUGAAAAUUUAGAACGCAUGAAGUUGGAAAAAGUGCUUGAAGCUUCAUAUGAACUAUCAGUUCUGAUUGCUAAAGAAAAAAGAGCCAUAUUAUUGGAGAGACACUUGUUAAACCGGGUUUGUUAA
Messenger RNA from Diabrotica balteata, 336 nucleotides. The record is from the annotation of a GenBank genome assembly. Lineage: Eukaryota; Metazoa; Arthropoda; Insecta; Coleoptera; Chrysomelidae.